This is a messenger RNA of Beta vulgaris subsp. vulgaris (sugar beet), 1203 nucleotides long. RefSeq names its product protein trichome birefringence-like 42. The record is from RefSeq and is a predicted model, not a curated record. Gene Ontology annotation, cellular component: Golgi apparatus. The coding region runs from base 64 to 1161 and encodes 365 amino acids. Lineage: Eukaryota; Viridiplantae; Streptophyta; Magnoliopsida; Caryophyllales; Amaranthaceae. The transcript is spliced from 5 exons. Gene Ontology annotation, molecular function: O-acetyltransferase activity.
CAGUUCUCCGGCUUCUCCCUCUACUUUUCUCUCUCUCUCUCUACUCUUUCACUCUCUAACAAAAUGAAGUGUAAACGACUCUUCUCAGAUAAUAGUUGUAGUAAUGUUGUUGUAAUUGUAGUUUUAGUUGCAAAUUAUUUACUAAUAACAAAUGGUUGUGAUAAUAAUGAGGAUUUAUCUAGUGCGAUUAAGCGCAAGAAUGGGUGUAAUAUCUUCAAAGGUAGUUGGGUGUAUGAUAAAUCAUACCCACUUUAUGAUGCAAAAAGUUGCCCUUUCAUUGGUGGAGGAUUUGAUUGUCAAAAAAAUGGACGCCCUGAUAAAGCUUAUCUCAAGUAUAGAUGGCAGCCUCAUGCUUGUAGUCUUCACAGGUUUGAUGGACGAGCUCUUCUGGAGAAAUGGAGGGGUAAAAAGAUAAUGUUUGUUGGGGAAUCUUUAAGCUUCAAUCAAUGGCAAUCACUAACAUGUAUGCUUCAUAGUGCGGUGCCCCAGUCCAAGUACACCAUCGUAACUAAAGGCGCUCUUUCCAUUUUUUCAUUUCCGGAAUAUGGAGCUUCAGUGAUGAUGUUGAAAAAUGGGUUUUUAGUGGACGUUGUGAGUGAAAAAGUUGGACGAGUAUUGAAGUUGGAUUCCAUCAGCACCGGAUCUACUUGGUUAGGGGUUGAUGUACUCAUUUUCAACUCGUACCACUGGUGGAAUCACAGAUGGGACUAUUUCAUGGUGAAUGGCAAGAUUAUCAAAGGCAUGGACCAUAUGAAAGCUUACAAAAUCGCAUUGAGAACAUGGGCCAACUGGGUUGAUGCCCACAUCGAUCCUAAAAAGACUCAAGUUUUCUUCCAAGGAGUUUCAGCUGUCCAUAUGAAUGGAAGCGAAUGGAAAGAACCAAGAGCAAGGUUUUGUCGCCAGCAAACUCAGCCGGUGGCAGGCUCAAGGUACGGAGGUGGUCGUCAACCUGGUGAAGCAAUUGUGAAGAAUGUAUUGAGACAUAUGAAGAAGCCUGUUCAUUUGCUUGACAUAACACUUCUUACUCAAUUAAGAAAAGAUGGUCAUCCUUCAAUUUAUGCAGGCGGUGGUUCAAAAUUACUUGAUUGUAGUCAUUGGUGUCUCCCUGGUGUUCCUGAUACUUGGAACCAACUUCUCUAUUCAAUUUUGUUCCGACACUAAAUUCAAACACAAAGACCUUAUAAAAAAUAUUCUUUUCGAAUA